This is a messenger RNA of Ascoidea rubescens DSM 1968, 807 nucleotides long. RefSeq lists its product as uncharacterized. The transcript has a single exon. The record is from RefSeq and is a predicted model, not a curated record. Lineage: Eukaryota; Fungi; Ascomycota; Saccharomycetes; Ascoideales; Ascoideaceae. The coding region runs from base 1 to 807 and encodes 268 amino acids.
AUGGCUGAUUACUACAAUUCCAAUUCCUCCUACGGUAACAAACGUGCUAAUGAUGAGCAAAGAUACUACAACAAGGAAGCUGAAGAACGUCAAUCCAGUAGAACUGAAGAAGGUGAAGAAGGUGAAAGAGGAUUCUUAGCUACUGUUGGUGGUGGUGCUGCUGGUGGUUACGCUGGUGCCAAACUUGGUGGUAAAAAAGGUACUGCUGGUAAAAUCCUUGGUGGUUUAGCUGGUGCCAUUGGUGGUAGUAUUGGUGCUAACAAAUUGGAAGAUAAAUACGAAGAUUACAAAGAAAAUAAACAAAACCAAAGUCAAUCUUACGGCGGUAACCAAUCUUAUGGAGGCCAACAAUCUUAUGGAGGCCAACAAUCUUAUGGAGGUCAACAACCUCAAGAAGAUGAAAGUUUCUUGUCUAAACACGGUAAGAAAAUCGGUAUUGCUGCUGGCGCUGCUGCUGCCAUUGGUGGUACUGCUUUUGCUUACAACCAAUACAAGAACAAAAACGAUGACUCAGACUCAGACAAUGAAAAGUCAAAAAGAAGAAAUUCCAGAAGCAGAAGUAGAAGCAGAAGUAGAGACAGAAGAAACUCCAGAAGCAGCAGCAGAAGCAGCAGCAGAGGUAGCAAGAGGGGUAACCGUGAUGAACAAUCUUUGAUUGAUGCCGUUGCCCAAAAAGCUGGUAAGGUUGAACAAUUAAAGAGAGAAGGUGCUUCCCGUCGUGACAUCGAACACGCUGAAGAAAAACUCAGAAAACAACAACAAGAAUUAGCCAGAUUCAGAGAAGAACAAGCUGCCAGAAGAUAUUAG